AUGACCACCGAAAACAAAGAAGAAGGCAAUGACCUCCACUGCUGUCUCUUUUUUUUAGAGCACCAGGCAGCUCUGCUGCAGCUGAAGCGUGAAUGCAAAGAAGAAGUGGAGAAGUUACAGGAGGACUUCAGCCAGGAGCUCUCGAAACUAAGGGCUGAAAACGAAGUCAACGUAUCCCGUCUGAAGCUCAGUCUCGCUGAGCUGCAGGCCAAGAUCUCCCAACUUGGCACCCUCAGACACAGCGAGCACAAAGACGUGGCCGUGUCCACACAAGAUAACCAAUCUCCGCGCAAAGCCUUCCGCACUGUCUGCAUCCAAACCGACAGGGAGACCUUCGUCAAGAGUGAUGAGGUCGGGAACAGGAGAGACAGCACCCAAACUCAGCAGCGGGUGACCCCCAAAAAACUAGACUUGGCUUCUAUCAGCUUGAGCCUGGCAGGUCAGCGAGACGGGGGCCCGCCGUGUCAAUCAGUGGGACACCACGCACCAAGCAAUGCAAUCGCUCCACCACCUCUGCCUCCACCUCUGCCACGUUCGUCACCAAUGCCGACAGACAAACAAACAUCGAGAGCCCCCCCGCCGCCUCCUCCACCGCCACCUCCACCCACCCCAUUUCAUGCAGUUAAUGCAGCUCCCCCACCACCUCCGCCCCCUCCGUCCAUGUCGGCUGUGACUUCAUCAAUGCCUCCGCCUUUAUUUGCGACUCCCAGAAAACCUGCGGUCCAGCCUUCGCGUCCCAUGAAGCCUCUGUACUGGACCAGAAUUCAGAUUGAGGACAACAAGAACAACACACUGUGGAAUGUUUUGGAGGAACCGCAUAUCACGAACGCAGUUGAGUUCGAGGAUCUGUUUGCCAAAACCACCACGCGACUCAAGAGAAAACCGCUGGUGGAGAAUUAUGAGAAAAAGGCCAAAGCCAGAAAGAUCAUUAAGCUGCUGGACAGUAAGCGCUCUCAGGCUGUGGGUAUCUUCAUAUCAAGCCUCCACCUUGAGAUGAAAGAUAUCCAACAAGCUGUGCUGACUGUGGAUAACUCCGUGGUGGACCUCGAGACUAUCGAGGCGCUGUAUGAAAAUAGAGCUCAGCCAGAGGAGCUGGAGAAGAUCAAGACGCAUUACAACACAUCCAAGGAAGAGGAGAUUAAACACUUGGACAAACCCGAGCAGUUCCUGUACGAGCUCUCGCAGAUUCCGGACUUUGCAGGCCGAGCCCGCUGCCUCAUUCUCAAGGCGGCCUUCAACGACGGGAUGGCGUCCAUUCAACACAAACUUCACACGAUCGCCUCUGUGUGCGAGGCUCUGCUGGAAAAAGAUGGCGUAAAGGAAAUUCUGGGACUGGUCUUGGCUUUGGGCAACCACAUGAACGGCGGCAACAGGAUCAGAGGCCAGGCUGACGGCUUCGGUCUCGAAAUACUUCCAAAACUCAAAGACGUCAAGAGCAGGGACAAUCGGAUCAGCCUGGUGGACUACGUGGUCUCAUAUUACCUUCACAAUGUUGACAAGAAUGCCGGAACAGACAAAAGUGCUUUUCCACUUCCUGAACCACAGGACGUCUUCUUGGCAUCGCAGCUCAAUUUUGAGGACCUCAUUACAGACCUAAAAAGGCUCGGCCGAGACCUAGCAGAAUGUGCCCAGGGUGUGCGGAAGGUCUGCUCGGACUCCCCUGAGGAACAUCUGCAGCCGUUUAAAGACCGAAUGGAGACGUUUCUCCUUAGUGCGGGCAAAGAACAUGUUGGAGCUUCCUAUCAGUUAAUGUCAGCCCAAAAAAGUUUCCAGGACUUGUGUGUUUACUUUGGCCUGAAGCCCAAAGCGGGAGAAAAGGAGGUGAUGUCCACUCAUUUCUUCAUGCUGUGGUUUGAGUUUUGCACCGACUUCAAGGCCAGGUGGAAGCGGGAGAAUCGGAACUUCACUAAAGAAAGGUUAAAAGAGGCCCAGCAGUCAGUGAGGAGGAUCACAGCAGAAAAGAAAGUGGAGACCAGAAAGAUGAUCCCGAACAGUCUGAAAGAACGACUGCGGCAUAAAGAAGCUAACAUGAACUCAACUGAAGAUCCUCAUUCAAUAAUAGACUGAAAAAAUUUUUUUUGAUUUGUACGUUAGCAUAUACGAGACUAACUUUACAAUUUAUUUGAAUUCAUGAACACUUCCCACUUUUAUAACAGGAAUGCAAUAAUAAAGGUAAAUAUAUGGUCAUGUUUGAAAACCGGAUGACUGUUUGGAUUGUUUCGAGUCCAUAGUUGGAACUGAUCAGGAAAUAAAGAUGAAAAUGUCA
This is a messenger RNA of Hippocampus comes (tiger tail seahorse), 2266 nucleotides long. It is a transcript of the gene fmn1, whose product is annotated as formin 1. Gene Ontology annotation, biological process: cortical actin cytoskeleton organization; actin nucleation. Gene Ontology annotation, cellular component: actin filament; cytoplasm; cytoskeleton. NCBI's taxonomy places the organism in Eukaryota, Metazoa, Chordata, Actinopteri, Syngnathiformes, Syngnathidae. The coding region runs from base 1 to 2067 and encodes 688 amino acids. Gene Ontology annotation, molecular function: microtubule binding; actin filament binding. The transcript has 16 exons. The record is from RefSeq and is a predicted model, not a curated record.